AUUCUCACAUCUUCUCCUCCAUUCCUCUGCAAACAAAAAAAAACAAAAAAACAUGGCCUUAACAUUACGGUCUUCUACUUCCUUCAUCAAUCUAAAAGAAACCAAAAGCUUUAAAACCUCCGAUGAUCAUUUCUUAGCCACCGUUUCCUUUGCUCAAAUAAAGCCCUCGUGCCGUUUGCGACCAAAAUAUUCAAUGUCGAUGCAACAAGUUUCGCAUGAGAAAAUCUCCGAGAAAAAAGAGAAACUACACAGUUUAAUGAUUUCCCACACUGAAAACAACAGCAAGGUGCCUGUUUACGUGAUGUUACCGCUCGACACGGUGACACACGGUGGUAACUUAAACAAGCCGAAAGCGAUGAAUGCUAGUUUAAUGGCGUUAAAGAGUGCCGGCGUGGAAGGAGUUAUGGUGGAUGCUUGGUGGGGCUUGGUGGAAAAAGAUGGACCUUUGAAGUAUAAUUGGGAAGGGUAUUUUGAGCUUGUACAAAUGGUUGAAAAACAUGGUUUGAAACUUCAAGUUGUCAUGUCUUUUCACCAGUGUGGUGGCAAUGUCGGUGACUCUUGCAGUAUCCCAUUACCGCCAUGGGUGCUAGAAGAAAUAAGUAAGAACCCGGACCUUGUGUACACUGAUCGGUCAGGGCGGAGGAACCCUGAGUACAUUUCAUUGGGAUGUGAUUCCAUGCCGGUUCUUAGAGGACGAACGCCUAUUCAGGCUUACACCGAUUACAUGAGGAGCUUCCGUGAGAGGUUCAGAGAUUACUUGGGACGAGUUAUUGUGGAAAUUCAAGUGGGGAUGGGACCUUGUGGGGAACUGAGAUAUCCAUCUUAUCCGGAAAGCAAUGGAACAUGGAAAUUUCCUGGAAUUGGGGAGUUUCAGUGUUAUGACAAGUUCAUGAGAGCUUCACUUGAAGCAGCAGCAGCAGCUAUGGGGAAGAAAGACUGGGGAAAAAGUGGACCACAUGAUUCAGGUCAUUACAAGCAAUUCCCUGAAGAAACCGGGUUUUUCCAAAAGGACGGCACAUGGAACACCGAGUACGGACAGUUCUUCCUAGAGUGGUACUCCGGUAUGCUAUUGGAUCAUGGAGAUAGACUACUUUCAGCAGCAAAAGGAACAUUUCAAGGAACUGGAGCCAAACUAUCAGGAAAGGUUGCUGGAAUUCACUGGCAUUACAACACAAGGUCCCAUGCUGCUGAACUAACAGCAGGGUACUACAAUACUCGACACCGAGACGGGUACCUCCCGAUAGCUCGAAUGUUUAGCAAGCACGGAGUUGUUUUCAAUUUCACCUGCAUGGAGAUGAGAGACUCACAACAACCCGAACACGCAAAUUGUUCGCCGGAAGGAUUGGUUCGGCAAGUGAAGAUGGUGACAAAGACUGCACGAGUCGAACUCGCGGGAGAAAAUGCAUUAGAGAGGUACGAUAGUGGUGCGUAUGCACAAGUUUUGGCAACGAGUAGAUCAGAUUCGGGCAGCGGAUUGAGUGCUUUCACUUAUUUAAGAAUGAACAAAAGGUUGUUUGAAGGGGACAAUUGGAGGAACUUAGUGGAGUUUGUAAAAAACAUGUCCGAAGGAGGUCGGAAAAUUCCAGACAGCGACUCCCGAGGAACAAAUCUUUACAUUGGGUUUAUCAGAAACAAGAAUGUGGAGAAAACAAAGGAGGCUGCUCUUGCAUAGAAAAAUUGUAUAUAUAAUUUUCAUGUAUAAUAUAUAUGCUAGAAAACCAGAAAAGAGAAUGUAUAUGUAAACAUCCGUAUGUUAUACACUCAUGCCAAAAUGAUAGAAUCUCCACAAAUACAUGGAGAUUUCAUUAA
Molecule: messenger RNA, 1809 nt
Organism: Gossypium raimondii (Peruvian cotton)
Lineage: Eukaryota; Viridiplantae; Streptophyta; Magnoliopsida; Malvales; Malvaceae
Product: beta-amylase 3, chloroplastic
Exons: 4
Coding region: 53-1672 (539 amino acids)
Biological process (GO): polysaccharide catabolic process
Molecular function (GO): beta-amylase activity
Source: RefSeq, a predicted model, not a curated record